Messenger RNA from Metopolophium dirhodum (rose-grain aphid), 1369 nucleotides. RefSeq lists its product as uncharacterized. The record is from RefSeq and is a predicted model, not a curated record. NCBI's taxonomy places the organism in Eukaryota, Metazoa, Arthropoda, Insecta, Hemiptera, Aphididae. Bases 92 to 712 code for a protein of 206 amino acids. The transcript is spliced from 3 exons.
AGUUUUAUUAAUAAAGGACAUAACAUUAACAUUGUGUUCAGUCUUCGUCGAGGCGUUAUCAUAGUCGUUGGCGAUGUGUUUUUGAACCAUAAUGGCUCUGAAAUUAAUUUGUGUGGCUACUCUUGCUACGGCGAUACCAUUGGCAGCGUUUAACCAUAGUGCCGGAAAAAAAGAAUCUGAAUUCGACAAGAUAUGGGAAACAACGAUGAGACAAGAAGAAUUUGACGGCAUGCCACUACCCGAGAACUCAGAUCUACCGACUGUCACUCAAAUUACACCGGCAAUUGUGAAAAUCGGACAACGUUACGGUGUCCCGUAUACACAAUUUUUGGGAAAAAAGAAACACCAUCACAGUCCUGGGAAAAAAGAUGAUUUCAUGGAGCACGUGGUGGGCGCGUCUCUCAUGUCGGGCGGCACUUUGUUGUCGCUGGGCGCACUGGCUAUGGUCGUGAUGGCCAGCAAAGCUCUGCUGUUCGCGUUCGGCGCUAUCGUGUUGACGUGCAUGAACUCGGGCUGGACGACCGGGUGGCACAAGCCCUGGGAAAAGGCGAGCACCGUCUACGAAGUGGUGGCUAAACCACAGAUCGUGCACGGUCACACCUACUCCGAGGAAGUGCACCACGAUCCAUACACAGCAACGUACCCGCAGCAGCAGCUGCAGUCGUCCAGUGCCGGAGAAUACUACAGCGGAUAUCCGGUACAGCCACAUUGAUGGCCGCCAGAGACACUGUUCCUAUUCAGCUGAUAAACGUCACAAUAUUAUUUAUUAUCAUUAUUAUUUAUUAAUUUAUUAUUUUUAUUAUCAUCACUAUGAUAUUCCGAUUAUGAGUGUUAAUAUUGUUGUUAUUAUUAUUAUUAUUAUCGAUUCCGAUUAUGUCCUUCAAAAAAUGUAUUGUAUAUGAAGAGUUACAUCAACACAUCCGUCAUCUAGUAUUGCUUUAGGAUUAGGUAGACCGGCCUUGUAGGGAGCAGAUCAGAUAUACGUACCUACCCUCAUGAUAUACAUUAACACUGAGGCAGCUUAUAGGUCUAUGCUACCUACUAGGUAAUAUUAUUAGGCACGUAAACGGCGUCAAGAUGGCAAGCCAGAAUUGAUCUGAAAGACUUUAAUGCAGAGGGAAGUUGCAGAGAAAAUAUAGCAAACGACUGCUGUAAGGACGAGCAAAGUCUGUGUCCUGUCGACAGUGUUGAGACUUAUCUAGAUUUAUAAUAUUUAUAACAAUUAAUAAUAAAUUAAUAAUAAUAAAUUUAAAAUAUUCAGUUUUUUUUACUGAAAUUGUUCUCAUUGUACUAAUAGUACAUAAUAUUAACAUAUUAAUAUAUUACUGUAUGCACAAUGCACCUAUUGGCUAUUAGUUACGAUAUUAUA